GUUUGUGUCUGGAGCAGGGGUGGGCAGUGGGCUUCCUGCGAAGGGAUUUUCCCGAGGCGAGAGCUCAUCUCCUGCCUUCUUCAGUUUGGUUGCACAUCCCUCGUUAACCCCCGCAGCCUUCGGUUCCCCGGGGGGUUCUCAGAUCUCCGAGGACAAGGGCAGAGGAGCGGGCGUUUUCCUCCUAAGUGCAUAAGUCCCCCGCAAACGCUCGCGGAGAGCGCGGCGGCUCGGCCCGGUCCCCUCGUGCCUUCAGCAUCCUCGACCCAGCUCCGCUCGGACCACCAUGGAGGUGCUGGAGAGCGGGGAGCAGAACGUCCUGCAGUGGGACCGCAAGCUGAGCGAGCUGUCAGAGCCCGGGGACACCGAGGCCCUCAUGUACCACACGCACUUCUCAGAACUUCUGGAUGAGUUUUCGCAGAAUGUCUUGGGUCAGCUCCUGAAUGACCCUUUCCUCUCCGAGAAGAGUGUGUCGAUGGAGGUGGAACCAUCACCGACCUCCCCAGCACCUCUCAUCCAGGCUGAGCACAGCUACUCCCUGUGCGAGGAGCCUCGGGUCCAGUCACCGUUCACACACAUGACCACCAGUGACAGCUUCAAUGACGAUGAGGUGGAAGGUGAGAAAUGGUACCUGUCUACAGACUUCCCUUCAACCACCAUCAAGACAGAACCCAUUACAGAUGAGCCACCUCCAGGACUUGUUCCCUCUGUCACUCUGACCAUCACAGCCAUCUCCACCCCUUUUGAAAAGGAGGAACCCCCUCUGGAAAUGAGCACUGGGGUUGAUUCCUCAUGCCAGACCGUUAUUCCUAAGAUUAAGCUGGAGCCUCAUGAAGUGGAUCAGUUCCUAAACUUCUCUCCUAAAGAAGUCUCCGUGGACCACCUGCACUUACCGCCAACCCCUCCUAGCAGCCACGGCAGUGACUCAGAGGGCAGCCUGAGCCCCAACCCUCGCCUGCACCCCUUCGGCCUGCCUCAGACCCACAGCCCCGCCAGAGCCGCGCCCCGGGCCCCCUCUGCCCUGUCCAGCUCUCCUCUCCUCACAGCACCUCAUAAACUGCAGGGGUCAGGCCCAUUGGUCCUGACAGAGGAGGAGAAGCGGACUCUGAUUGCUGAGGGCUAUCCCAUCCCCACCAAAUUGCCCCUAACAAAAUCAGAGGAGAAGGCCCUGAAGAAAAUCCGGAGGAAAAUCAAGAAUAAGAUUUCUGCCCAGGAAAGUAGAAGGAAGAAGAAAGAAUACAUGGACAGCUUGGAGAAAAAGGUGGAGUCUUGUUCAACUGAGAACUUAGAGCUUCGGAAGAAGGUGGAGGUUCUGGAGAACACCAAUAGAACUCUCCUUCAGCAGUUGCAGAAGCUUCAGACUUUGGUGAUGGGCAAGGUUUCUCGUACCUGCAAGUUAGCUGGCACACAAACUGGCACCUGCCUCAUGGUCGUUGUGCUGUGCUUUGCUGUUGCAUUUGGCAGCUUCUUUCAGGGCUGUGGGCCCUAUCCUUCUGCCACCAAGAUGGCUCUGCCUAGCCAGCAGUCCAUGCCAGAGCCGUACACAGCCUCCAUCGUGAGAUCCAGGAACCUGCUGAUCUAUGAGGAACAUUCUCCCCUGGAGGAGCCAUCCAGCCCAGCCUCGGCUGGGGAGCUUGGGGGCUGGGACAGAAGCUCCUCCCUGCUCAGGGCAUCAGGGCUGGAGACAAGGCCAGAUGUGGAUCUUCCCCAUUUCAUUAUCUCGAAUGAGACCAGCCUGGAGAAGUCAGUGCUGUUGGAGCUGCAACAGCACCUGGUCAGCGCCAAACUGGAGGGGAACGAAACACUAAAGGUUGUGGAACUUGACAGAAGAGUGAACACCACCUUCUAAAGAGGCUGCCUCCACCCACCUCUUCCCCUUAACUCUAUUUUUCCAUCCCCAAACCUCCUUUGUCAUCAGCCCUUCCUCUUUGCCACCGGAUCUUGAUAAAGACAUGGAUGAGUGUUAGUGGCUUUGGAUGGGCAGCCAGCCUGAGGUUUCCGCCUGCAGGAGGAGGACCGGGUCCCCACCAGUCCACCCCCACCCGCCAUGCAGAAGGGAGCCACGUCUCUCCCUCCCUUCCUCUUACUGCCAUGGGAAAUGGUUUUAGGGGUGCGGGGUGGGACGAGCAGGCUUGUUUUGCCAGUAGUACCAAAAAGAUACUGCCUGAUUCUCACCCAUGAGGUGUGACCCCUCUUUGAAGAAAAGAUGGCUCUUAUUCAAUUGAGACCCCAGACCCUAGCCACAAAAAAGCCACGCUGCCUGUUGGGAGUUGGCAAAGCACUGACUCACAUCCUCCCCUGCUCCCACCUGGGUCUCCAGUGUGAUGGCCCCGCCAGCCCUGGAAGCGCAGGGCACCGUGUGGGCACCUCCCUUCCGCUCUGCCCCGGCGCAGCCCUCGCUGGACUGUCCUCCCAGUGCGGGCACUGGCAGGCCGGGGCUCCCCCUCCGUGUUCUCAGGCCGCAAGUGCAAUGCCUGAAGGAAUCAGGCUUUUCUACUCCAGGCGAACCUGCCCCGUCUUGUUGCUUGUAGGACUCCCCACCACCCAUAUCCCCACGUGUCCGUAGUUCCGCCUCCCAGCUUCUCCUCCCCGUUUGUAAAUAGUAUUUAUUAGCUUGCUGAGGCUUCCCACUAGCACCACACUGAAGAGAUUCGCUGCCCCCCUCCCUCCAGCUAGCAAAGUCUUCUGUCGGCCUUUGCUGCUGGGAGGACACCCUAGGCUCUGGGGUCCCUAAUCUUUCCAGACGGUGUUUUGUUCCUUUUCUUUUUUUUUUUUUUACUGGAGGCCUGCAAAAUAAUUACCAUUGAGAAGUCCCCUUCAGCAUGCGUCCCCUAAAGGAUGAGCUUAGAGGGAAAGAUGGAACGAUGCCUUGCUCAGGUCCGUGGCCCUGGGGCCCGAUGCUUUCUCUGUCUGUCCCCAGCACAGAGGAGGGAAGCCCUGUCCCCGACAACCUUGCUAGCUUGUCUUUCCCCGCCUGGCCCGGCCCCCCUCCCGCCUCUCCCUCCACGCUUCCACUUCUCUCCCCUUCCACCCCCCACCUGCCACAGCAAAGGGGGACAGAGCAGGUGGCAUCUGCACCCACAUUCUUCCCUCGGAUAGUCAGGUUUGGCUACUUUGCAGCUCACCCAAAGAGAAACAACCUAACCCCCCACCUCCUUUUAUUUUUUUUAAUGAUUACAAGUAACUUUUGUAGUUUAAAAAAAUCUUUCCUUCUUCAUACAAAUAAGAAAUGGAAAUAGUCUUUUUAUUGUGUAAUGUAGAAGACUCUCUGUAAGUGUUCAUUUUUCCUGGCUUGUAAAAGAUUUUGUGUAGAAAAUUUGCUUACAUUUUGUAUUUUAUUUUUAGUGGCCACUGAAAGGCUUAUAGCUUCAGCUCCUCUCUUUCUCUCUCUCUCUCUGUCUCUUUUUCUCGUCAUCUACAUUAUUACCAUUAGAGCCUGUACUUAAAAGGGAUUAAGCCCACACCGGGGCCCUCCAUUCCAUAUCAGAUACAGGAUUUGAUGUCAUUAAUAUUUGCCAUCAUACCUCAUAAGCGGAUCCCUGCUUCAUCUGCUUAGGUCCAUUUGGGCUCAUCGUGAGUGAGCCUCUCUCUCCCUACUGUGAUGGAGAGGAUUCCAGACUGGGAGAUGGCCAAGUUCACCUUCUCACAGUGUGUGAGAGCUGGAUCAGAGCUACUGUGGUCCUGGCAGCCCAGCUGUCUGGACGGUUCUCUCUCCCUUGCCUUGGCCAGGGUGGGCUGAGACCGUCUGGGCUGUGCAGGAGGAAGGCAUGGCCAGCGUGCCCGGCUUCUGCUUCUCUCUGCUCCAUUCUCUGUGGCUCCAGAUCCUCCUGGGCUCGGCCUGUUCCUCUUUAAAAUGUCAUGUAACUAUCAGGCCCAGGCAGCCUGUGGGGCCCUAAGAAGGUAAACGGAUAGAGUUAAGUAGUAUUUGAGCAAUGAGAAAGGAAGGGUUUCACAUUUAAGGGCAGAAGUGAGAGACGGGCCAGCUCAUCCACCUGCCUCAAGUGAACUAGAUUGGGUGUUUAAGGCUCCCAGAUAUAGCCAGAGUAGAAAACCUGCUCUACUGAGCGAGGAAGGAGGAGAGAAAGGAAACUUCUAGCCCCGUCCUUAGUGCUUUAAGGAUUUCAUUUUCUCCCUGCCUACCCUUGCUUGACAUUACCUCCAGACCUCCAAACAGCAGGGUUUUUUCUCUGGGAAACUAUCCUUCCAGAGGAGACUGUGUAUCCAGAGAUGUGGGAUAUUGCAAGAGAGUUCAAAUGGCCUUUUUAAGGGGGUUCCCAGAACCAACAUUGCUGCUCUUUGAGAAAAACCUCUGCUCUCCACUCCUUGCCUGGAUGAAUAAAGGGAACUAAACAGAUACCCCUUUAGGAGGAGAAAAUGGGGUCAGGAGGACUCCGAAGAGUUGGAUAACACCAGAUUGGUUCCAAAUGGAUGUGUGCAAGUUUUCUGUUCAAAGGAUAAGCCAAGAAUAUCAGUAGAUUUGUUUUCCCCACUGAGAAGUCCCAUAGACUAGUCAAUAAUUCAUGGUUAGCUGUGAAAAUUUCAGAUAGUGGCAAGACACUGGUGCCUGCACUGAGUUUUGAAAAGUAUGAGACUGUUAGAGCAACCAUAAGCCGUAAAGAAUAAAUCCGUUAAUUGUAUUUUUCCUCAUGUGAACAGGUUUUCCUCUUCCCUUUCUUUGAUUUCACUAGUGAAGGAGAUGUCUUGCAAAGAUUCAGAGAACAAGUAAUUUUUUUCUGGAUGAGACCUGAGUAGCCCAGACCCCCCGGUGUGGUUCUUUUGACAGCUCUUGACUUUGCACUUAGAAAUGGAUAUUGUAAAUGCAAGGCCUCAGCGCCAGUUUUAAGACAGAAUUUCUGUGAAGUGUUAGGACUCUGGAGUCUAGCUCACAUAGAGUGUUAUAUAAAAAUCUGGCAGCUGAACUAGGCUGCUCCUUUUGGCAGGGGAUGGGGGUGAGGUUGACACCAGUGUAGGCAAAAUUAGAUAACCUUUUGGUUAAUAUAAAUGAUUUUGAUUUGGAGACCUAAUCUGUAGAUUGUGAAAGCAGCUUUUCAACUUACUUACAAAUCAAACAUGAAUGCUGUGGUUUUUCUUCCUAAAUCUUAGCUUGGAUACCAAAAGAUGGCUAUGAAUCUUAUGUGCCUGUAGAGUCACACUGAUUCUUCUUUAUUCUGGCAGUGAGUCAGUGUCUAGCUUUUCUGUCAUAAGCUUUUUAUUAAAAUUCUUUUUCAGCAUUUUAGGGCCCCUCCCUCCCAUGUCCUCAGACCAAGCAAAAGCAUAAAGACAGAAGAAGCCUCUCUGGGCCAGCUACUCUGAACACACAUGUCAGAGGAGGUGCGCAUUUGAGCACAGCCCAGAAGUGGAGGCUUCCCACCCCUGUGCUGGCCUUGCUAACGUGGCGAGACUGGACAUGCAAGAGAAUGCUUUCAGCCACGCCCUGGUCAGCAGAGUCACUAACUUGGUUCUGUUGAAUCCAGUCUUUGAGAAACCUGGAUUAAAGACACCAGCACUUUGCUUGCAGUGCUACAGGGCCUAUGAAGACAUUGGUGGGUAGUGCCCUGGUGAGUCAUUUUAUUUCAACACUUUCAGCUGAGACAGUUAGUAGAUACAUGAUAAGAUAAGCCGCCCUGGGAGGGCAGUCACAGGAGAGAGUAGCUGUGAAAGGGCCAGAGGCAGGUUUCAGAUCAUUCAUUCAUUCAUUCCUAAGACUUUUCAGUUUUACUAAGGGAGAGUGUUGCCUGAUGCUCUAGAGAUAUUGGGAAUAAGAGGGACUGAGGAAACUUCAUUAGUCAGUAGCUACUCAAAAGACCCAAGUGCUAAGACUCUCUCUCUGUCUCUCUCUGUCUCUCUCUCUCUCUCUCUCUCUCUCACUCACACACACACACACACAUUUCUCCCUUGUCUUAGAUACUCAUUUGUGCCUUAAUUGUGCCUUAUCUAUGAAUCCAGGAUGACUGAGGAAACCCAUGUCCCUGGGAGAUUUUAUAUAUUGCCUUAUAAUAUUGGAUUGAAGUGGGUGUAGGGAAAAGAACUUUUUCCAAAGGCUCAAAAAUGGUUUCCUAAAAGUGAGCCACUAUCAGAUUUGCCCAUCAGGAGAAAAGAAAUAGGGUUAUGUCCAUUGGGAAAAUCCCUUUUGUAGGGGUACAAUAACAUCAAAAAAUGGCCAGCCGGGAUUACAGGUAUUAUAAAUUCUCAUAGCAGAGCCUUUUCUCAGUGCAAAGGAGCCUGGACCAUUUGAGGAUUAAUGUUCCACGCCUCUGUGACCAAAAGGUUCGCACUUAGGGAAAAAAAACUAGGUUGUGUUUUGUUUUGUUAUUUUGGGCAACAUAAAAUUCAGGAAUGGUUUAUUUUGUCUUGGUUUCGAGAAGGAAGGGAAGUAAUAUUUCUUGAACACUUACUAAGGUGUCAGGCUCUGUAUAAAAAAGCAAGGUGACUAGUUAUCAUGAGAUGGUUAAAGAACUAAGUGCUAGGGGAAGUGAAACAAUUUGUGGACUCAUUUGAGCAUAUUCCUUUCUGAGAACACUGUACACUAUUAAGGUUCUCUGGGCAGGAAACACAGUGUCUGCCCCCUGCAGUGGCGCCUCUGCGAUGUUCAGGUCUUUGUCCACCAGACAUGCGUCUCCUGUCUUUUUCUUCCAGUCUUCUGUGAGCUCCAGCUAGCAGGCUUUCCAUCUGGGAAAAGGGAAACCAGGGGUUGUAGCUCUUUUUCUCUCCUCCCAUUCUUUGCUCACCAGCUGGGUGAGACGUGAACUUUCUGCACCAUGGACCCAUGGCCUAUACUACUUAGAAAAUCUCCCUUUUAGAUAAAAUGCUUAUGAGUCUAUGGAGAAUACCAGCACUCUGACAAACUGUGUGUGACCGUUUUUAAACAAUGCUGAGCAGAGCUGGGCUGUGAUCAACGGUGAGCUUUAAUGUCCGUGCUGACAGCUGGGCUUUCCUCUCUUUUGUAACAGGUUAUAUAGACCAGCAGUGUUUAAAUCUAAGUACAUUGUGAAUCUAUUAUCUGUCCUAUUGCACUGUUCUUAUGGCUUUUUAUUCUUUUAUCAUAGCUAAGUAAAUACCAAAAAAAAAAAA
Messenger RNA from Cynocephalus volans (Philippine flying lemur), 7068 nucleotides. It is a transcript of the gene CREB3L2, whose product is annotated as cAMP responsive element binding protein 3 like 2. The record is from RefSeq and is a predicted model, not a curated record. Lineage: Eukaryota; Metazoa; Chordata; Mammalia; Dermoptera; Cynocephalidae. The coding region runs from base 284 to 1846 and encodes 520 amino acids. Gene Ontology annotation, molecular function: DNA-binding transcription factor activity, RNA polymerase II-specific; cAMP response element binding. Gene Ontology annotation, biological process: regulation of transcription by RNA polymerase II. The transcript has 12 exons.